AUGGAGAAGUUAAACACUGGAGAUGGACAACUUUUCAUCAAGAACGUUGCCAGCUUCGUUCGCACCCAUGAAAAAGCCCUCGCCAAUGCCCUACAACUUCGACGUCAACCCAAAAACACCGCGACUUCCCAGUCACCGACCGCCUCGGGCUCCGGCGCUUUCUCCUCUGCGCCUCUCAACCUAGCGGCCGCAUUCUUCAAAUUUACCACGCAGAAUAGCAAAACCGCCAAAUUGACCCUGACCCCCCAUCACCUGUUCUACCUCCUCUCCAGCUUCGAGGACUUGGGCAUUGCCGUGGGUCCCAUGAACGUUCGACUGGAGAACAUCCACACCGAGGUCUCGCAGUCCUAUGUCUCCUUUUUAAAUAAACCACAAAGGUCUCGAGGCGAUGGCGCCUCGAUCCACUCCGUGUCCAGCGUGCGUAGCGUGAUGUCAGGUAUGACUGACCUCUGGUCAUCCUUCCGAAUGGGACCCAAGGACAGCCCUUCCAAGUCAGAGAAGGCAAAGGCCGCCUUGGAUAUGGAUCUGAAGUACCUCUACUCCGCCUUUACCAAGAUUCCCUGUCUACGCCUUGCCCCGGACCACCGAGCUCCUUUGAUCAGUGGAUAUGAAGAAUUUCCUUUUGAUACGGCUGUGCCGCUGCAUUCUUUCAAGAACUUGAGCGCUUUAGAGAUCAUUGAUUUAGACUACCGUUCCUUUUACGGAUGGGACCGAUUGUCCGAGCAGCUUCGCAGCUUGACAAUCAAGAGAGCGCACCUGGAUGAUCCCGCCGACCUAUUGACGAGGAUCGUAUUGGACGACAUUGACAAACGACGCCGACGAUCUGCCAAGUCCCAGCAAUCGCCGCCUCUGGGAUGGACCAGCAGCUCCAGCGCGCAGCCUGUCCACACUCCCGAUCACUCCUCCCUCUCCGCGCCUGGGUCUCCUAUCGCAAACACUUCACUUGGAACCAGUUCCAGCCCCAAGUCGAGUCCGAUGAUGCGAGCAGGAUCAGAAGGCGCCAAGAUUCGCACACGAGCCGGAAGCAUCUCGCCGACUCGUCCCCCCGUCAAGCAUGGCCACCGUCGAGGUCAGUCCCAGCGUAUUAUUCGACGCACUGGUUCUGCAAGCUCGGAAUCUAGUGACAUCUCAGCUGGUCAUCGCAAUGGAAGUUCUUCCAAUCUCCUUGCUGAUGUUCUAUCGCCUGCGAAGUGGCGAUUCCUGCGACACCUGGGGCUUCCCGAAAACUCCCUCACGUCUAUAUCUGCCGCCAGUCUCGCCCCGGUCGCUAAUUCUCUCAACUCGCUCGACCUGUCGUCGAACCUCUUGACCGAGAUCCCCGAUAGCCUGGCUUCCUUGAUGGCCUUGCGUGCUCUCAAUCUGUCGUAUUGCAUGAUUGAGUCGCUUCAUUCGCUUACUCGAAACCCUCUCCCUGCUAUCACUGCUCUCAACCUUCGCGGGAAUCGCCUCCGCUCACUUGCGGGAAUUGAACGAUUGCUUUCGUUGGAAAGAUUGGAUCUUCGUGACAACAACCUCACGGACCCGACAGAGAUUGCCCGGUUGACUAGUCUCCCUGAAAUACGGGAGAUCUGGGUCUCCGGUAAUCCAUUUGUCAAGACCCACUCUGGAUAUCGAAUUGUGAUUAUGAACUUGUUCCGCCGAACGCCUGGUUAUUCCGAUGACAUUAUCAUCGAUGGUAGAGGGCCGGGUUACACCGAGAGGAAGCAGCUCGUUGAGCGCGUUGCAGAGCCUCAAGGUGCCCCAAUAAUGCGGCCUGCACCCGCUGAUGAACCAAUUGUCGUGCAAAAGUCUACCAUUACAAUCAUUCCUUCCGAAACUGCAAUUUUUCAGCCAGUACAAGACGAGGGAGACUCGCGCGUGAAUGGGGCGCAGAAAGAGAUUGAUAGCGCAACCAACCGCCGAAAGAAAACUCAGCGUCGCAGGAUAGUUGAUCACUCAACCGAGAACCCAUUUAUCACUGAUGGACUAGGAAACUCGGGGAGCACCGCUCUUCCAGUUCUUCCUAUUCAGCACAUCCAAGCACCGGUGAAUCAUUCAAUGGUCGCCCCCGUUGAACAGCCGUGGAGGCUGGACAGCGGAACACAAUCCGGAUCAUCGAGCAUUCAAAGUCCUGUCAAGCCUAUGCAUUCCCCUAAUCCGGCAUUAAUACACCCAUCGCAAGGCAAAGAAAGGACUAUGGAUGAAGAGUUUUGCCGUCAGCAUUUGGAAGUCCUCCAACAAGAUGUCGGACAUAACUGGCUCACCGUGCUCGGCGAAGGCGACUGGGAUAAUUCUCACAAGGACUUUGCCCACAUCUCAGGAGCUGGGUUGGAUCAUUCAGCUCGGUUUCCUACCCCGCCACUCACCCGCUCAAAUACCCAAGCGAUCCUCAGCGGAGGCCAUGCCCUGAGCGGAUAA
Molecule: messenger RNA, 2397 nt
Organism: Penicillium nucicola
Lineage: Eukaryota; Fungi; Ascomycota; Eurotiomycetes; Eurotiales; Aspergillaceae
Product: leucine-rich repeat domain-containing protein
Exons: 2
Coding region: 1-2397 (798 amino acids)
Cellular component (GO): cytoplasm
Molecular function (GO): protein kinase binding
Source: RefSeq, a predicted model, not a curated record